AUGGCAUCAAAGACAGUCUGUUCAGCCGCCCGCAUGCGCGUGGCCAGCUCUCAAGUGCUCAGAUCCAUAGCCAGCAGCCGAACAUAUGCAACCACCAACCCUGAAUCGACCAUCGGAGACACAAAACCCACCCCCAAAAGAGCCCCAACCACAUUCAAGGACAAGCUGAACAAGGGACCCUCGUUCUCCGACUUCGUAGGCGGGGGCAACGAACCCCCUCUCCCACCCAGCGAAGCGUACGCCCUCAAAACCGCCCUCGUGGGACCUCCCGGAAAGAAGAAGGAGAUCACCCGUCUCCCAUCGUGGCUCAAGACAUCCAUCCCGGACUCCUCAUCAUACAAAAAGAUAAAGAACGACCUCCGAGGCCUAAACCUGCACACGGUAUGUGAAGAGGCCCGAUGUCCUAACAUCUCCGAAUGCUGGGGCGGUGACUCCAAGGCCGCGGCGACGGCUACCAUCAUGUUGAUGGGCGACACAUGUACCCGUGGAUGCCGAUUCUGCAGCGUCAAAACCUCCCGCACCCCUCCUCCUCUUGACCCGCAUGAACCGGAGAAUACGGCCGAGGCACUGUCGAGAUGGGGAUUGGGGUACGUCGUUAUGACGGCCGUGGACAGAGACGAUCUCGUAGAUGGAGGAGCGAGGCAUUUUGCGGAGACCGUACGACGGAUCAAGGCGAAGGCUCCGAAUAUCCUUGUCGAGUGUCUUACGGGCGACUUCUCGGGGGAUCUGAAGAUGGUGGCACUCAUGGCCGAGUCCGGGCUGGAUGUAUAUGCUCACAACGUCGAGACGGUCGAAGCUCUCACGCCCUUUGUACGUGAUAGACGAGCGACAUUUCAACAGUCGCUCUCCGUUCUACGCGGGGCAAAGGCGACGAAGCCGGACCUUAUCACGAAGACGAGUAUAAUGCUGGGACUAGGCGAGACAGAGGAUCAGGCGAUGGAUGCGCUGAGGCAGCUACGUGCGGCACAGGUCGAUAUUGUUACGUUUGGUCAGUACAUGAGGCCUACGAAGCGACACAUGGCUGUGCACGAGUACGUGAGGCCCGACGUGUUUGAUAUGUGGAAGGAGAAGGCGAUGGAGAUGGGAUUCCUAUACUGUGCCAGCGGCCCGUUGGUGAGAAGUAGCUAUAAAGCCGGAGAGGCGUUUAUUGAGAACGUGCUGAAGAAGAGGUCGAAGGAGAGGAUAGAGGGCGCGGCCGCAGCCGUUGGAGAUGUCAAGGAUGUCGUGUUGUAA
Molecule: messenger RNA, 1233 nt
Organism: Arthroderma uncinatum
Lineage: Eukaryota; Fungi; Ascomycota; Eurotiomycetes; Onygenales; Arthrodermataceae
Product: lipoyl synthase
Exons: 1
Coding region: 1-1233 (410 amino acids)
Biological process (GO): lipoate biosynthetic process
Cellular component (GO): mitochondrion
Molecular function (GO): 4 iron, 4 sulfur cluster binding; lipoate synthase activity
Source: RefSeq, a predicted model, not a curated record